Gossypium arboreum is the source of this 5483-nucleotide messenger RNA. RefSeq names its product brefeldin A-inhibited guanine nucleotide-exchange protein 1-like. Bases 171 to 5297 code for a protein of 1708 amino acids. Gene Ontology annotation, molecular function: guanyl-nucleotide exchange factor activity. Gene Ontology annotation, cellular component: trans-Golgi network. The transcript is spliced from 11 exons. Gene Ontology annotation, biological process: regulation of ARF protein signal transduction. The record is from RefSeq and is a predicted model, not a curated record. Lineage: Eukaryota; Viridiplantae; Streptophyta; Magnoliopsida; Malvales; Malvaceae.
GGAUUGACAAAUUAAGUCGAAAAUUAAACUUUUAGGAAGAACACAAGCAUAAGCAGAUCUCGAUUGAUACUAAUUUCCAAAGUAUUUCAAAUUCUCAUGACUUCGCAUUGAUUUCAACCAAACACAGACAUCGCAUUUCACGGAUCUGAAAAACCCUAAGAAGGACUUUGAUGUCAGCUUCCCAAACACUCGGCGGCCCGUCGCGGUGCGGCCGCGUGCUUGGCCCAUCUCUCGACAAGAUCAUCAAAAAUGCCGCCUGGCGGAAACACUCUCACCUUGUUUCCUCAUGCAAAUCCGUUCUAGACAAGCUUGAGACUCUCCCCGACACCGCCUUACCUGAUCCGUCUUCUCCUUUGCUCGGCCUUUCCUCUUCCGACGCCGACUUCGUUCUCAAUCCUAUCCUACUCGCUCUCGACUCCAAUUAUGCCAAAGUCGCCGAUCCCGCCCUCGAAUGUGUCUUCAAAUUGUUCUCUGCCGGCGUUGUUCGCGGCGAGAUCGACGGAAAAAACUCCGAUUCGAUCAUGUACAAGAUUGUCGAUAGUGUAUGCAAAGUCGGCGGCAUUGGCGAGGAAUCAGUCGAGCUCGCUGUGCUUCGAGCUUUACUUUCCGCCGUUCGAUGUCCCUGUGUUUUGAUCCGUGGGGAUUGCUUGCUUCAGGUAGUUAGAACUUUGUACAACAUAUAUUUAGGUGGAUUAAAUGGAACCAAUCAGAUCUGUGCUAAGUCCGUUUUAGCUCAAAUUAUGCUCAUCAUAUUCGCCCGUGCUGACGAAGACUCCAUGGAUGUUUCUAUUACAACAGUGACAGUUAGUGAGCUUUUAGAGUUUACUGAUAAGAACUUAAAUGAAGGGAAUUCAAUCUAUUUUUGUCAGAAUUUCGUUAGUGAGGUUAUGAGUGCUAGUGAAGGGGUACCAGAUUUGAAGCUUUCGCAGCCUGUUCCAGUGUCGCUAAAUGGUGAGUCUAAGGACGAGGGGGAGGAAAUUGGGUCGGAAAAGAUGAAGGACGAGGUGGAAUUGUGUCCUGGUGGGAUUAGUAGUAAAAUUAGGGAGGAUGGGUUUAUUGUUUUUAAGAAUUUGUGCAAGUUAUCAAUGAAAUUUUCAUCCCAGGAGAAUCCUGAUGAUCAGGUUCUUUUGAGAGGGAAGACAUUAUCUUUGGAACUUCUCAAGGUUAUUAUGGAUAAUGGGGGUUCAAUUUGGUGCUCAAAUGAGAGGUUUCUUAAUGCAAUUAAGCAAUUUCUCUGCUUAUCAUUGUUAAAAAACAGUGCAUUGUCAGUGAUGUCCAUUUUUCAGCUCCAAUGUUCUAUUUUUAUGAGCUUGUUGACAAAAUAUAGAUCAGGGCUGAAAGCUGAAAUUGGAAUAUUCUUUCCCAUGCUAAUCCUACGAGUUCUAGAGAAUGUUCUCCAGCCAAGUUUUGUACAGAAAAUGACCGUCCUUAAUAUGUUGGAAAAGAUUGCUGGAGAUUCACAGAUUAUCAUUGAUAUAUUUGUGAACUACGACUGUGAUGUGGAUUCACCUAAUAUAUUUGAAAGGAUUGUCAAUGGCCUUCUGAAAACUGCUCUAGGGCCACCACCGGGUUCAACCACAACUUUGUCUGCAGUCCAGGAUAUUACUUUCCGGCAUGAAUCAGUGAAGUGCUUAGUUGGCAUCAUCAAGUCAAUGGGAGCUUGGAUGGACCAACAGCUGAAGAUAGGUGAUUCUGAUUUGCCUAGUGGCUCUGAGAGUGAAACUUCAGCUGAGAGCCAUUUAACCCCAAGUGCAGAAGAUGGAGUUGUCCCUGAUUAUGAAUUAAAUCUGGAAUUAAAUUCCGAAUUGUCAGAUUCUGCUACUCUUGAGCAACGCCGGGCUUACAAGAUUGAACUCCAGAAAGGAGUCCAAUUGUUUAACAAGAAGCCAUCCAAAGGCAUCGAGUUUCUUAUAAAAACCAAAAAAGUUGGCAAGUCUCCUGAGGAAGUGGCUUCUUUUCUUAAGAAAAACACUGCUGGGCUGAAUGAAACCAUGAUUGGUGAUUAUUUGGGUGAAAGGGAGGAAUUUGCUUUGAGAGUCAUGCAUGCCUACGUAGAUUCCUUUAAUUUCAAAUCUAUAGAUUUUGGUGAAGCAAUAAGGUUCUUCCUAAGUGGCUUCAGGUUGCCAGGAGAGGCACAGAAAAUUGACCGCAUCAUGGAAAAGUUUGCUGAGCGCUAUUGUAAAUGCAAUCCAAACUCAUUUACUAGUGCAGAUACUGCUUAUGUACUGGCAUACUCUGUCAUAAUGCUCAACACUGAUGCCCAUAAUAGCAUGGUCAAAGAUAAGAUGACUAAGUCUGAUUUCAUCCGAAACAACCGAGGAAUAGAUGAUGGCAAGGAUUUACCUGAGGAGUAUCUUGGUGCUCUUUAUGAUCAGAUUGUGAAAAAUGAAAUUAAGAUAAAUGCUGAUUCUUCUGUUCCUCAAAGCAAGCAGGCGAACAGCUUAAAUAAGUUAUUGGGUUUAGAUGGAAUACUCAAUCUCGUCAGUUGGAAGCAAACUGAAGAAAAGCCAUUGGGUGCGAAUGGACUUCUUAUUAGACAUAUCCAAGAGCAGUUUAAGGCAAAGUUGGGAAAAUCAGAGUCUGUUUAUCAUGCUGUUUCAGAUAUAGCAAUCUUGAGGUUUAUGGUGGAGGUCUGCUGGGGACCCAUGCUGGCUGCAUUUAGUGUCUCACUUGACCAGAGUGAUGAUAGACUCACUACCACUCAGUGCAUACUGGGCUUUCGAUAUGCUGUGCAUGUAACUGCAGUAAUGGGCUUGCAGACGCAGAGAGAUGCUUUUGUCACAUCUGUGGCGAAAUUCACUUUUCUCCAUUGUGCUGCAGAUAUGAAACAAAAGAAUGUUGAUGCUGUAAAGGCAAUAAUAUCUAUAGCCAUUGAAGAUGGUAACCAUCUUCAGGAAGCCUGGGAGCAUAUAUUGACAUGCCUGUCCAGAAUUGAGCAUUUGCAACUGUUGGGAGAAGGUGCAACGACUGAUGCAUCCUUUUUAUCUGUGUCUAACACUGAACAAUCUCUGAUGAAAAAAGGAACUCUCCAGAAUCCAGCUGUGAUGGCAGUUGUCCUAGGGGGUUCAUAUGAUAGCACCACUGUUGGAGUUAAUAGUUCAAGACUUGUAACUCCGGAGCAGAUCAACCACUUCAUUGCAAACUUGAAUUUAUUGGACCAGAUAGGAAAUUUCGAGUUGAACCAUGUUUUUGCACAUAGCCAAAGGUUAAACAGUGAAGCAAUAGUGGCAUUUGUGAAAGCCCUCUGCAAAGUUUCUAUGUCAGAAUUGCAGUCUCCAACAGACCCUCGUGUUUUUAGCCUCAUAAAACUAGUUGAAAUUGCGCAUUACAAUAUGAACCGUAUCAGAUUAGUUUGGUCUCGAAUGUGGAAUGUUCUUUCCGAUUUCUUUGUUUCAGUUGGAUUGUCUGAGAAUUUAUCUGUAGCAAUUUUUGUGAUGGAUUCAUUGCGGCAGCUUGCUAUGAAGUUCUUAGAACGUGAGGAAUUGGCAAACUAUAAUUUUCAGAAUCGAUUUUUGAGGCCAUUUGUGAUUAUCAUGCAGAAAAGCAACUCUGCAGAAAUAAGGGAAUUAAUAGUUCGAUGCAUUUCCCAGAUGGUCCUUAGCCGUGUCACUAAUGUGAAAUCUGGAUGGAAAAGCGUUUUUAUGGUGUUCACAGCUGCUGCUGCUGAUGAGCGGAAGAAUAUUGUCUUAUUGGCUUUUGAGACAAUGGAAAAAAUAGUGCGAGAAUACUUUCCUCAUAUAACUGAGACGGAUGCGACCGUUUUUACUGAUUGCGUAAGAUGCCUCAUCAAGUUCACAAAUAGCAGGUUUAACAAUGAUGCUAGCCUCAAUGCUAUUGCAUUUCUCCGGUUUUGUGCCGUCAAACUUGCUGAGGGUGGAUUUGUUUGCACUAAUAAGAGCUCAGAUGAUGGUUCAUCUGUUUCAAGUAUAAAUAAGGAUGAUUCAGAUGUAAAAGGUUUCGCUUAUAUAGACGAUCAUGGAUCAUAUUGGCUUCCUUUGCUAACAGGUUUAUCAAAACUAACAUCUGACUCAAGAUUAGAUAUCCGAAAGAGUUCAGUGGAAGUGCUUUUCAACAUCCUGAAGGAUCACGGUCAUCUUUUCUCACGAGUAUUCUGGGUUGGCAUUUUUAAUUCUGUUGUUCUCCCCAUAUUUAAUGGUGUAUGUGGAAGGAGAGAUAUGCCUGUAAAAGAUGAGCAAAAUUCACAGACUUUAAGAUGUUCUCAUCAUGAUGGAAGUACAUGGGACACUGAAACUUCCACGGUGGCAGCACAGUGUCUAGUGGAUCUAUAUAUUGGUUUUUACAGUGUAUUGAGGCCCCAGCUAUCAAAUGUGUUAUCAGUACUGACAGGAUACUUGAGAAGCUCAAUACAGGGUCCGGCAAGCACUGGGGUUGUGGCAAUGUUCCGUUUGAUAGGAGAAUUAGGAAGCAGACUCUCAGAAGACGAAUGGCGAGAAAUCUGUCUGGCUAUAAAAGAAGCAGCCAUAUCAAUGUUCCCAGGGUUUAUGAAGCUUUUGAGAACCAUGGAUGACAUCGAGGUGCCUGAAAAUUCUCCAUCCCGUUCUAGUACUGAAGCAAGUACUGAUCAUGGAUUUACCGAUCAUGAGCUUGAGGACGUUAAUCUGCAAACUGCGGGUUACGUGGUUUCAAAAAUGAAGAGUCAUAUUGCCAUACAGCUGCUCAUUAUGCAGGUUAUAAUUGACAUGUACAAAACAAAUCUACAAUUCUUGUCAGCUGCCAACAUCAACAUCAUUGUCGACAUAGUGUCUUCCGUUGCAUCCCAUGCUCAGGAACUGAACUCUGAGACUACCCUGCGGAAGAAAAUACAGAAAGCGUGUUCAAUCUUAGAGCUCUCGGAUCCUCCUUUGGUUCACUUCGAAAAUGAGGCUUAUCAAAAUUACCUCAAUUUCCUCCAAGAUUUAAUCAAAAACAAUCCAUCCGAUGUCGAGAAGAUGAACCUAGAAUCACAACUCGUGGCAGUGUGUGAAAAAAUAUUGCAGAUAUACCUCAACUGUACCAUCAACCAGAAUACGGUACAGAUAUCAGUUAACGAGCCAACGUCCCGUUGGGUACUGCCGUUGGGUUCAGCCAAAAGGGAAGAAUUGGCAGCAAGAACAUCUUUACUUGUGUCAGCAUUGAAGACAUUGAGUGGUUUGGAGAAGGAUCGCUUUAGAAAAUACAUUGCAAGUUUCUUUCAUCUGUUAGUCGCUCUGAUACGGUGCGAGCAUAGCUCCAGCGAAGUUCAACGUGUUCUAAGCGACUUAUUCCAGUCAUCUAUAGGUCCAAUAAUAAAGCAAUAACACCUGCAAAUACAUAUAGAUGUAUAUGUAUACGUAUAUGUCAUCAUUAUAUAACAGUUUUUGUACCAUAUUCUGAAUUUUGCCUUCUCUUUUUGAAUUUUUUUUUUCAAAAGAAGAUGAGUGUAUAAUGUUAAAUUUACAUCCUGGUUAUAUGUAUUGUUCAAAUUGGAAGUUUCCCUUAUGGUA